Camellia sinensis is the source of this 1637-nucleotide messenger RNA. RefSeq names its product serine/threonine-protein phosphatase PP2A catalytic subunit. Lineage: Eukaryota; Viridiplantae; Streptophyta; Magnoliopsida; Ericales; Theaceae. Gene Ontology annotation, molecular function: protein serine/threonine phosphatase activity. The record is from RefSeq and is a predicted model, not a curated record.
AUUUUCUCAUUUUGAAGAGCGAGAAAGAGAACAAAGAUCCGAGAUUCGUAUGAAUGGAGUCGAAUCUCGGAACUAGAAAGUGAUCAGAAGAAUGCCUGUCUGCGGCUGACGAUCCGAGGAUUCAAAAACCCCAUCGAAAAGAGAAACCCUAAUUUCGUGAUUUCUGAUGCUGGAUCGAUUAGAUUGAAUCAAAAUCUUGGUAGAUCGGGGGGAGAGAGAGAAAGAGAGAAUGCCUUCACACGCGGAUCUGGAUCGGCAAAUCGAGCACUUGAUGGAGUGCAAGCCUCUAACGGAAGCUGAGGUCAAGACGCUCUGCGAGCAAGCUAGGGCUAUUCUGGUUGAGGAAUGGAAUGUACAGCCGGUGAAGUGUCCUGUCACGGUGUGUGGUGAUAUUCAUGGACAGUUCUAUGAUCUGAUCGAGCUGUUUCGGAUAGGAGGAAAUGCUCCGGACACCAAUUAUCUUUUCAUGGGUGAUUAUGUCGAUCGUGGAUACUAUUCAGUGGAGACUGUCACACUUUUAGUGGCUCUGAAAGUUCGUUAUAGAGAUAGAAUUACGAUCCUUAGAGGAAAUCAUGAAAGCCGGCAAAUUACUCAAGUGUAUGGAUUUUAUGAUGAAUGCUUGAGGAAGUACGGAAAUGCUAAUGUCUGGAAGUAUUUUACCGAUCUUUUUGAUUAUCUACCCCUUACAGCACUGAUUGAGAGUCAGAUUUUCUGUUUGCAUGGAGGACUUUCACCAUCUUUGGAUACAUUGGACAAUGUCCGAGGCUUGGACCGUAUACAGGAGGUUCCACAUGAAGGACCAAUGUGUGAUCUCUUGUGGUCUGAUCCAGACGACCGUUGUGGAUGGGGAAUAUCUCCACGAGGAGCUGGCUAUACGUUUGGACAGGAUAUAGCGGCUCAGUUCAACCAUACCAAUGGGCUUACUCUGAUUUCAAGAGCCCACCAGCUUGUCAUGGAAGGCUAUAAUUGGUGUCAGGAAAAGAAUGUGGUGACAGUAUUUAGUGCCCCUAAUUACUGUUAUCGGUGUGGGAAUAUGGCUGCAAUACUAGAAAUUGGGGAGAACAUGGAGCAGAAUUUCCUUCAAUUUGACCCGGCACCUCGGCAAAUUGAGCCCGACACGACACGCAAGACUCCCGAUUAUUUUUUGUGAUCUAAAAAAGACCUCAAUAGACUGUUUGCAAUCCUUGCUUGCCGUUGUGUCACUGUAGAUGUCUUUUUAAAAGAGGACUUUUUGUUGUUUGCGGGUUAUUGUCAACGUGAUUCUUUUGUUUCGAGUUUGGCCUCUGCUGCUGACUUUGAUUAUAUCAUCUUCUGCUCGAGAAACUCAAGAAAAUUGAUGACGGCACGGAGUCUUUUUUUUUUUUUUUUAAUUUCUUGUAUAUUUUGGAGAGAGGAGGAAGCAGCAAUAACACGGUAUAUUGUGUUCUGUAAUUUUACAAUUUAAGGUAGAAAAACCAGAUUUCAGAAUGGAUGUGUGUCAGUUGUCCUUUUUCACUGACAAUUGGCGGUUGAGAAUGCAAAUGCAAGGAACAACGGUAAUAAUUUUUGUUUACUAUUGUUGGAUUUCUCUUUUUGAGAGAUCCUAGUCAACAUUUGUUUAUUGAUGAGAGAGCAUGAAAGAGACAUAAGUUGUGAGA